AUGAAUGCUAAGCAACAAUUAAUAGGCGACGAAUUGGAUUCUUAUUUUAAUGAUUGUGUGAAGCGACAUAAUGGACCUUCAAUGGGAUUAAAUGGAAUGCGUUCAAUAGCUAACACAUACAAUGUAACAAACAGAAAUUGGAAUAGGAAUGAAAUGAAUAGCAAAAAUAAUGAUAAUGUAAUUAUGAGACCUAAAAAGUUAAAGGAUGUUCAAGAAAAGCAGCAACAAAGGCUGAUACGAUAUCGACCAGUAAGUACGGCUAAUUCAUAUGCUUCUUCACUUGCAUCAUCCGGUAUGACCGAUAUCAGAUGGCGUAACUCACGUGCUUCCCCAUGUUCAUCACUGUCAACUAGCUGUCAACAUAUCCAUGAAUCGCCUAAUUUGUGGAAAUAUGAAGGAUAUUUGGAAGAAGAAAAAGCUCUAAUUAACCGUGGCCUAGAAACUGCGAAACGAUUGACUGGUUGGUAUUGUGAACGCUUGAAAAGUGUGCAAAAACGGAGCAGUCUAUUGGAUCGAGGAUUGGUACCUGUUGAUGGAGCUAUACAUGAAGAAAAACUGAAUUAUCUCCGUGCGCAUAUUGCCGAACUCAAUAGACGAAUAACAUCACUGAUAGAAAGCAAUGAUCAUUCUUUUCCAACACAUUCUAAUUUGCAGGUGAAAACACAAAUGCCACAACCGAGCGAUGAUCAUAGUCAAUACUAUAGACGACAAAAUAUCAAAUUAUGUCAGGAAUUGGCUGAUAAAAAUCUUUUAAUUGAACGACUUCUCAGUGAGAAGACUGAAAACAAUAAAGAACAUGGUAGCGCUUUUCGAAAAGUUGAACCAAAAAGGUUGACAUCGACAAUAACAAACACUGAAAGGAAGAAUCAUCACGCUCAAUCACAUUCAUGGAUACCAUCGGAAGGAACAUUAAUGUGA
Acanthocheilonema viteae is the source of this 918-nucleotide messenger RNA. The record is from the annotation of a GenBank genome assembly. Lineage: Eukaryota; Metazoa; Nematoda; Chromadorea; Rhabditida; Onchocercidae.